Molecule: messenger RNA, 2432 nt
Organism: Mytilus californianus (California mussel)
Lineage: Eukaryota; Metazoa; Mollusca; Bivalvia; Mytilida; Mytilidae
Exons: 2
Coding region: 10-2292 (760 amino acids)
Source: RefSeq, a predicted model, not a curated record
ACAGGAAUCAUGAACAGGAACUUCCAAAAUCAGGACAAAUGUGACGAUGAAGUUUUAUUUGGAAUAAGGAAAAUCCCAUACUGGGAAAUAUAUGGCGUAAAACAGUUUCCGUACCGUGGAAGGCGUAAAUAUACACCAUUACUUUAUCAAUCUAUCGAUGGAGGUAUGAUUAUCAAAAAUGACCUGUUUGGAUUGACAAUCAGACAGUUUGAACGAAUGUAUAAAACUUGCUUAGAAAGACGGAAAACACACGAACAAUGGAUACUUUACCUUAGAUAUCCUGAUAAAUCUUCAAAUGAAUAUCUGGAAUACUUGCAGAAUUGUACAGACUGCAAUAAAGAUCACUUGCUUUGGCUCGAAGAUAACCCGAAGAACAAAUACUUAUACGAACACCUAGUAAAAACAGCUGGUACCGAAAUCGAUAUACGAAAUAGACAACGACUAUUUAUCAUACAAAAUAUGAUCAUAAAUACAUGUCAGUCAGGUCGUAUACAAAUAUCUAGUGGAAGUUUGGCAGAAGGACUCUACUUACCUGGCAGUGACAUAGAUUUUAUGGAAGUACAGACACACGUAGACGUAAUACAGAAUGAAAAAAAUAUCAAACAUCCAGUACAUAAAAUUCCAUUGGUUAUGGAAACAGAUACUGAUCAUCCUGGAUUUGCUAGACUGAGAUUGAUAGCAGAAAUGGAUGGGAAACCCCUCAUGGCAGAAUUUGCCUGUUUCGCAGGUUCCGGCAACAAGCUUUAUUUACCAGUAAGCGGCUAUUUUGAUUUUUUUAAGCAAUCUUAUAAAAAGAUGCCGGUAUUUCAACACGGUCCAUGUCUAUCAGACGUAAGACAGAAAGUAAAUUGUGCACCCUGCCUACAUAGUGCAUAUCUACCUUUCAACGCAAUUCCAUGGUCAUCUCGUCAUCGAAGGCAAUGGCCGUCUGAUUUUGUUAUAGACUGGUUCAUGAAUAAUGGAUGCUUGUUAGUACCAAUAGGACCACCUAAGAAUAUAUCGGAUAGUGAUUAUUUAUGGAGAUUAUCUUUCUCUUUUGCAGAAAAAAAACUUGUACAUUCAUUCAAUUUCACUCAACUUUUAUGUUACGCUCUACUCAAAUUAACAUUAAAGCGUAUUGUUAACACAGUCAAUGAUGUCAAAGAGUUAUUGUGUUCAUAUUUUCUGAAAACGGCUUUAUUCUGGGUCUCGGAGGAAGUGGAUAUUGAAACAUUUCAACCAUCUAAAUUGUUUUAUUGUUUUUCUCUCUGUCUUGCUAAAUUGAUAUCAUGGGUACACAGCAGCUACUGUCCAAACUAUUUUAUACCUGAGCACAAUAUGUUCCUAGGAAAGAUCAAUCAAAGUAACAAUAAGGUUCUUCUUCGUGUACUUGAGAGUGUAAAAUAUGAAGGGAUUGAUGGAUUGAUACAGAAUUUAUUUUUGCCUGAAAAUGAAAAUUGCUGUUUAUCAAGUACAAAGGGUGAACAUUCCUUCAUUAUGUCAGACUUCCUAUUUUACAGAUUAUGUGGAAAGAUGGCUCAAUCGUCAGACAUUUCAGAUUGUUAUAAAGGACUUGCAUUUACUGAAUCUUUACCCAAAUCCCAAUCGUCUUUAUUUAUAAUUGGUGUAUGUAAGUAUUUUUAUGCUGAAAUCAGUCAAUAUGCAGCACAACUACUACCACCGCCAACCACUUACAACAUACGCAAAUGUUAUCAUAGACAUCUACAAGACGGCAUCAAGACAAGUGAUAUGUCGAGUUGGUUAUACUACGCGUCGUUUUAUUAUGUAUCAGGACAGUACAAUGAAACACUAAGACUAACAGAUUAUGUUCGAUCAAGAUGUACACCGGAUUUGGUACCUUUCGGUGAUAACUAUGAUGAAAACGAUAUUAAUAAAUACAUACAAAAUGUACAUUCUGCAAUGACACUGAACGACAGGAUAAAAAUAGCCACUGUAAAAAGUCUCUGCUUUUUACGGAAUUCAUCAUUAAUACCAGAAGAACUACAGCUGGAGGUGGCUGACAAAAUAAUUUUUAUACCACCUGUUAUAAUGUGUCACUGUCUCAGAUUUCUAUGUUAUCAUCAUCUUAGGGAUAUUGACAACAGACAACAGGCAUUACGUGAUUUACAUUUAACAGUGGAAGAAGACUAUUUUGUUCCAUCGAAUAUGAGAUCUGAUCCAUUAACAAUACUUGGAGUAUGCUAUGAAAUAUCCGGUAACAAGUUCGCAGCUUAUCAUGGUUAUAAUCAAGCUUUAAAUCGUAGUGGUUGUGUAUCUAGCACAGCGGAAGGAAGGAAAUCAAACCUUUUUUAGAUCUUAUAUAGUCUUUAAGCAUCAACAUUAUUUGGAGUAUGCUAAUCGAUAUCAGUCGAUUAAGAUACAACAUAUUUGUGAAACCAAAGGUGGCAUCUCAACAUUUAUAAUUGUUGUAAUAAAGAAAUAUUAGCUAACUG